UUCAAUCAAUCAAACCUCAAUUGAAUAUAAUCAAAUCAUAGAAUCAGUACUUGGGUUCAUACAAUCAAAGCCUAACAUACAAAUCUAGGGUUCACCAUACCCAGAUGAAUGGGAGAACUACUCCAUGGAGAAAGAAGCAAAAGCAGAAUCAGACGCGGAAUUCAUACUGUGAAGGAUGGAUUCCUGCUCUUGUACGUUGAUCGGCACUUCUCCAAGCUCAAACUGGCCUCCAAUGGUGCUGAAGAUCAAGCUAGGGCACUUGGAGACUCUUGUUCGUCGCUUUCUCUCUCUAGGAAUCGCUCUAUCACUCUCAAAACUCGAAUCCUCUUCUGUUUUGGCUGAAAUCUGCUUAAAAGGGCAUCAGUGGCCAAAGCACGGUCUAGGGCACGGCCGUGCUUUGCCUCAGCCCGCCCGUGCUUUGGCUAGGGUUAAUUACACGGCCAUUGUGUUGGUGCAAACACGGCCGUGCUUUGGAGAGGACACGGCCGUGCAUUGGGUGGACACGGUCGUGCUUUCAGCCCGUGUUUUGCCAAUGUUUGCCAAACUCGAAUUUGCUCUCGGCAGUAAAAGCACGGCCACAGAACACGGCCGUGUUCUGUUUUAGGUGUGCCCGUGUUUUGGCUCCAGCUCGACGAAAUGAAUUCCGAAUGCCCCG
This is a messenger RNA of Linum trigynum, 655 nucleotides long. Lineage: Eukaryota; Viridiplantae; Streptophyta; Magnoliopsida; Malpighiales; Linaceae. The record is from the annotation of a GenBank genome assembly.